Molecule: messenger RNA, 1819 nt
Organism: Carassius carassius (crucian carp)
Lineage: Eukaryota; Metazoa; Chordata; Actinopteri; Cypriniformes; Cyprinidae
Product: dehydrogenase/reductase SDR family member 11
Exons: 7
Coding region: 275-1045 (256 amino acids)
Source: RefSeq, a predicted model, not a curated record
GGAUUGGAUCCGUGUGUGUCGAGGUGUUCCUGGGUGUUAACGGUAGAAGAUCAGGGAGGGCUGGAGUGAUUUGUUCCCGCCUCAGACACGUUCCCUGAUACCAUUCUGAAUCAGAGAUAGCACUGCACUGGCGAAACUGACACAAAGUAACAGCCGCGCGCAGUAGUGAUACAUUGUUUCAGUCCGGCGUGGAUUAGAACUCUCAGUGUUCCAUUGUGACAUCGCGUCGCGCGGACUCUGAUUCACUGUAUCUGUAUCUGGCGCGUCUGGUCUGAUGAUGGAGCGCUGGAAGGGCAGAGUCGCGCUGGUCACCGGAGCGUCUGUCGGGAUCGGAGCGGCUGUGGCUCGCGCUCUCGUCCAGCACGGCAUGAAAGUGGUCGGCUGCGCGCGGAACGUGGACAAGAUCGAGAAGUUGGCAGCCGAGUGUCAGAGCGCGGGAUACAGCGGCACUCUGAUCCCGUAUAAGUGUGAUCUGUGCAACGAGGAAGAGAUUCUGUCCAUGUUUUCAGCCAUCAAGACGCUGCAUCAGGGAGUGGACGUGUGCAUCAACAACGCGGGUCUUGCUCACAACGAACCGCUGCUCAGCGGAAGGACAGACGGCUGGAGGAAUAUGAUCGAUGUCAACAUACUCGCUGUGGCCAUCUGCACACGUGAGGCCUACCAGUCCAUGAAGGAGAGACAUGUGGAUGACGGACACAUCAUCAACAUCAACAGUAUGGGGGGUCACAGGAUGGUGCCCAGCGCUGACGAACACUUCUACUGCGCCACCAAAUACGCUGUGACCGCUAUGACAGAGGGACUGAGACAGGAGCUACGGGAGGCCAAAACACACAUCCGAGCCACGUGUAUAUCACCUGGAAUAGUGGAAACUGAAUUUGCCUUCCGGCAUCACAACAGCGAUCCGGAGAGAGCCGCGGCUGUUUAUGAAAGUAUAAAGUGUUUGAAAGCAGAAGACAUUGCCAGUGCUGUCAGAUACGUCCUGAGCGCACCUGCUCAUGUUCAGAUCGGUGACUUGCAGAUGCGUCCGGUGGAGCAGGUGUCGUAGGACCGGAUCGUGAACGGGACGACACCUGCUGGCCAAAAACAUGUAUAACACUUUGUUUUAAAGAACUGAUUGAAGGGUUUGGGUUUGCAGAUCGGAUCAAAUCGGUGAAGGCGGCGCUGUGUGGCUCGAUCUGACGCGACGCACAGCGAGAUUUCUUCCGUUUAAUGAGGGGAAGCUGUCAGGCUUUUCUCUUAAAAACACACAUCGCCAGAAACCGGAGAUUUAAUGUGCGUUACUGUCUGAUACGGUCACGUGAGACCGGUUACACCGAGACCAGUACGCCAUGAAUUGCACAUCUUAUUUUUUAUUUUUUUAGGUCAUAUUACAUGUCUGUUUUAAGAGUGUGACGAUAGGACACAGUCGCUCGGUGUCGGGUUAGGUGAUGUUAAUUAGCCUGCUGUAUUAAUUGUGUCAGGAGUAUUCUAACUUGAACUGUAUGUAGAUGUGGUUCCAUACUGUACCUGCAAAAGCUACUGUUCGUUUGAAGCGGUGAAACGAAAUCAAAUCCGCGCAUGAUUUUCAUGAGAAAGAAAACUGUUUGACUCCAGUCUCACUCCGAAUCAGAAACCUAGUGAGAAAUGUUUAACACUGAAUGAAUUGUACAGACUGGUUUCUUUCGUUGGAAAAUAAGUAUGGAAACACUGUAGUGAGAACUUGAAAAUAAAUAAUAGUUGAUAUAAUUAAUUCUUAUUGAUUAAAUGAGAUUAUGAUUAUUGAUUAUGAAUAAAUUCCUUUACUUUUUGCUGUAUAUGUCACCACUACAUCUCAAAACUA